GAGGAGCAGGAACAGGAAGUGGGGUUGUGCCGAGUUCCGGGCACGAGGCAGCCGCUACCGGGAGCUCAGCGCUGCAGCUGCGGGCCGGUGGGUUAGAGCCGCUAUGUUCCGGAUCGAGGGCCUUGCGCCGAAGCUAGACCCGGAGGAGAUGAAACGGAAGAUGCGCGAAGAUGUGAUCUCUUCCAUACGGAACUUCCUUAUUUACGUGGCACUGCUGCGAGUCACUCCUUUUAUCUUAAAGAAAUUGGACAGCAUAUGAAGAUUGAGCACCACAUGUGAAUGCAUGAUAUGAAGAACCUAGUUACAGUUUCUACUCCUGUCUGCAAGUGAAUAGGCCCAGAAAGGUGUAAGAGACUCUUUGAAUGUACAUAAAAAUUCUACUUGUUAAGAACAAGUUUGGCUCUGGUAACUGACCUUCAUAGCUAAAAUAUAAAACUAUUUGGCAAGUAUAAAAAACGUCUUGUAGUCAUGGUGUGCACUUAUGCCUAUUGAUUUUUGGCUUCUGUGGAUGUUAGUAUAAUUGUAAAUAAUGUCAAACUCCAUUUCUAGCAAGUAUAAUUAUAAGGGGAACAAUGUCUGAAAUGGCAUUGACUUGCUGGGCAUUUUUUCUUACUCUUUUACUUCUGUCAGAGUGUUAUUUGUGAAGAGUUCCUUAUAAUUACUUAUGUUUUGUGGAAGUCAGCACGCCACCACAAUGACAUUUAAGCAUGGGAUCAUUAUACUAUGUUUUUAAUAAACAAACCAAUUGAGAAAAAUUGAA
Carlito syrichta (Philippine tarsier) is the source of this 760-nucleotide messenger RNA. It is a transcript of the gene TOMM5, whose product is annotated as translocase of outer mitochondrial membrane 5. The coding region runs from base 104 to 259 and encodes 51 amino acids. The transcript is spliced from 2 exons. Lineage: Eukaryota; Metazoa; Chordata; Mammalia; Primates; Tarsiidae. Gene Ontology annotation, cellular component: mitochondrial outer membrane translocase complex. The record is from RefSeq and is a predicted model, not a curated record.